UAGCCGGAUGCCUUUUCUAUUAACUCCAGUAAAAUGAAGUUUACAAUAUUUUGUAUUAUUUUACUAAGUUCUAAACUCUUUUCACAAAAUGAUGUGGCUGCUCGACCUCUAAGAAAUUGUUCACUUAUAAAGUCUGAAAACUUUAUGAUGUCCGUUCAUGAUUUGAGCCAUAGCAAAACAUCGUCUGUUUAUUUAAAUAUCGCAGACGUAGAGUAUAAAACUGUUGACCAAUUUUUGCAUUAUCUUCGAGAUGAGAAAAAGUUGGCAUUGAGUGUACACACCGCUUCCAUCAAUGAGGGUGACAAUGCCUAUUCUGCUGUUCUUUUAGAUACCCCUUUGUGUGAAGUAAUUGAUGUGACUGAUAAUGAAGAUCCAAGUAGGGUUCAAUAUACUUUUAGUGUGGGCACUUCGUAUACGCCGUAUCAAAAUCUCACCACGAGAUUUAUGAAAGGACUCAUCUACGACGAUUGUACAAAGCUUUUCAAAUUGGGUAGCCGGUCUCCAAUCAAAUUCGCCGACAGUUAUCAACCAGCUCAGAAUGAUCCCUCACCAAGCAUUACUAUGGAUAAACGAGUUGUAGAAGUAACGCGCUCCUCUGAGUCCAAAUCCCAACAAGAAUAUAGUUUUUCCGCUGAAAUUUCUGCAUUUAUCGUAUCUGGAAGCACACAAUUCUCGAAUCAGCAAAGUUCUUCAUCGGAAUACAAGUCCAAAACUCGAUAUGGUCUUGUAUCGCUUCUAAGCCAGAAAACAGAACUCUUGAUUGAUGAGGAUCAAAUCGAAGUAAAACGAGACUUUCUAGGCAAACUCUAUAAUGCUGCCGACAAGAAAACGCGUUCGAAUAUAGAACGUACAAAAAAAAUCAUCAAGGUAUUAAACGAAUAUGGUUGGUACAUAUCGAAUCACUUCAUUCUUGGCGGACGAAUAGAUAUCACUACACUCUUUACCGAAAAUAGCAGCUCAAAUGAAAGCAGUAUGCUUAAUAGUAUGAAAGCAAAACUCGAAGCCAAAUGGAAAAUAUACGGUGGUGGUGUUAGUGGAUCGUCUCAAUCGAGCUCUAGUCAUCGAAACAGUAACUCAGAAUCCACUGAUGGUGAAUCUAUAACUUCUACAGUUGAUGGAGCAUUAGAUGUUCAGACUUUCAAGAACAACAUUGACGACCCAAAAAAAUGGCGAGUCAUCUCUCUGAAAAACAUCAUUCCUACUUGUAAAUUUGUUCUGAAGACUGAUGCUCAUUUGAUGGGUGAUAUUAGGCGAUUAAUUGUCACCUAUGGAAAUCUUCCACAAAUUGCUAAGUUACAACCAAACAUUAAAAUGGUGGAAUAUGUCAACGAGUUGUGGUCAGAUUAUGUUCAACCAUUUUAAACUAAUAAAAUGUAAAAAAAUUAUACUCUCUAGUAUAUUCAUACAUAUUAUGUA
Messenger RNA from Drosophila willistoni, 1416 nucleotides. RefSeq lists its product as uncharacterized. Lineage: Eukaryota; Metazoa; Arthropoda; Insecta; Diptera; Drosophilidae. The coding region runs from base 34 to 1362 and encodes 442 amino acids. The record is from RefSeq and is a predicted model, not a curated record. The transcript has 2 exons.